This is a messenger RNA of Selaginella moellendorffii, 1686 nucleotides long. RefSeq lists its product as uncharacterized. The transcript has 4 exons. Lineage: Eukaryota; Viridiplantae; Streptophyta; Lycopodiopsida; Selaginellales; Selaginellaceae. The coding region runs from base 287 to 1606 and encodes 439 amino acids. The record is from RefSeq and is a predicted model, not a curated record.
CUUUGGAAGAACACCUCCAAGAAGGUCGUCUUUAUCAAUGGCGAAGAUUUCGUCGACAAUCCCUUGAGGACAAUGUGGCUGGCUCUUUUGCUGAGCUACAUAGACGACCUUCCAGCCGAGCUUUCGUGCCGGGGGUGGACCUUGAAAGUAUUAGAAUCUUGGAUCCUGUCGAGAUCGUCAGAGCAGCUUUACUUUCUGGUGGACGAGGCCAACGCGUUUGACACCACGCUGGGUGUGAAAACUGGGGGCUGCCAGCGCGGAAAGAAGGGACGAGGCUUACCAUUCUAUGAUGACGAUGCAACUGCAGGACGUCGUUGUCUACUGCUCGUCCGUCGGACCUCUGUGGAGGAGCAGAGUAGUGAGCGACAAAAGCCCUCCGUACAUGUUAGUCACAGGUGGUUACAGCGCUGAGGAACUGCAGGCAUAUUGCGAACACGAGGUUCGUCGUGCCGGGGGGCUCCAAGCGGAGGAGGAUCCGAUUGUGGCGUAUUGCAGGCUUGCCACAAGGCAAGGCCACCGAGAGUUGAAUGCGAAACGCAUUAAGGUUGAUGGAUCUGAGGAGGAGCUGAAUUUGUCCGACAUGGAGCUCUGCUCGGAAUUUAAAAGUGAGACUGGCUGGGUUCCCGGGCUUGUCGCUCAUUACGGGACCUGGAAGCUACGGACCACGUACCACAUGUACGAAGCUGGCCUGCGAGAGUAUAUCCAAGAGGCGGUCAAGGACCGAUAUCGCUGGAAUUGCUUCAUCGCUGUGGUCGGCGGAGUGGACACGAUUACAACGGUGUUGCCAGACGCGCUAGACACUCGAUGCUUCUACGUGGAUGCAGAGACAGAAAUAGGAAAAUGUCUAUCAGAUUCUCUGCGUGCGCGCACUAUGGUGCUCAUCACCGAGACUCUGCGGUACGCGUCCGACUUUGAGGCUAGGAUGGGUAUCGGCCAAUGGACAAGGCUGAUCCGGCACGACGACAACGUUGGGUGGAACGCAGAAAUGGCAACUCUCAUUUUCAUCAAACACUAUGGUAUCGUUAUUGACACGGAAGGUCUGCAGCUUAACUUCAAACCUGAAGUGGUUGUCAGAUUCGAAGGUGAUUUCUCUCCCCAAUUUCUGAUCGCAGACAAUGUUUCUCGUUUCUUCCCACCUGUGAAGUUCAACCACACGGGAGUUGAUUGCCUUGGAGAAAACCAGAAGCACGUUUUGUGGGUGCAAAUAGCGACUGGGGUGGAUGUGGUAUUGAAGCAUGGAAAUACGCUCUCGCGAUUUUUGGAGAUGACAAAAGGUGACGCGCGAGAGAAGGUUCUUAUUUGGAUCUUGGCAGUGGACAGUGCUGAUAAGAUAUGGAUACGCAAUGGCGUGGGUUACAAGGAGGUGUUCAUUUGUUUUGGCCGUUUGAGUGAACUGCUGGAAGUCAUCGACGUUGCAUGCUGCAGGCUGCAUCUCGAGAGUAGCAAGAACGUCAAGGUGGCAAGCAACCCUGAAGAAGCUAAAGCUGAGGUGGAGGAGUUGAGAAAGCUUGGUCGGUGCGGUUCCUUGAGCACGGGAAGUGGAAAUCCGUGUCGGCGUUUUCGUGGUGACGAGCCAUAUUGCCAUCACCACGAUAAGCGUCCUUGAAUAGUCUUCAGUGUUUCAGCCUUGGAUGUUUACAUUUAACCAUCACAUUUUGGAAAUUUUGGGAAUUGUUGGUUUUUCUA